Molecule: messenger RNA, 2580 nt
Organism: Funneliformis geosporum
Lineage: Eukaryota; Fungi; Glomeromycota; Glomeromycetes; Glomerales; Glomeraceae
Source: the annotation of a GenBank genome assembly
AUGUCUCAAAACCCGAUACAAAAUAACCAAAAUAACCUACCCCAUACAAAUGGCGGAAAUCUCGUCAGGCAAAACCAACUGGGAAGACCCAGACAAAAUUUUGUCAAUCCUAACUUUAGGCCUCAAGAAGUUUAUCUUGAUAAUGGUAGACCGACCUUACAAAGACCACUCUUAAAUAAUGGUAGACCAAUUAAUCCUCAAGUUAGAACCAUAAAUCCUUCAGCCAUUUCACAAUUGAGACAAAGCCAAUUACUUGCUUCAAAUUAUACAUCUUUACAAGAAAGGGAGGCCGCACAAAACCAGAUCGGACUUACAAAUAACACGUUGGCCCAGGUUCGACCACCAUUCAAUAAUUUGUCAACUCAGGAAACUGCUGCAGAAAACAUUAAUUCUCAGGCUGGAUCUUUACACGAUCAGUCUACUGUAAAUAGUAUAAAUACUAAUAGUAAUAAUAGUAAUCAACCUGCAAAAAUUCCAACGGUUCAAGCAGGUCAGUUUGUAAAUAAUUCUAUUACACAGAUAAAUCAUUCUUCUAUAAUUCAAGGCAUUAUACCUCAAAAUAUCACAACAGGUCAACAAGGACAUUCUGUAAAUAAUCUAACGCAUCAAACUAUAGUUUCAGCUAACAUAUCAGAUCAAAGCGUAGCAUCGAGUAAUACAACAUCGCAACCUCAAAAUCGGCUUGCUCUUGAAGAGAGAAAAAAGUUGUCACAGGAACCCAAGCAUCUAAUGACACCUCGUAAACGACUUCCACCCAAAAAGCCAUUUCAACCUCAAAUAGAGAAAACUCUUGUUAAAGAAUUUGUUAUAACUGGUUCGAUGAUUAACUCAAUGAAGAAAGUAAAUCUAAUGAGAUUGCAUCGAGGAAAUAAUGUGUUAGAUAAGUUUCAACCACCAGUAAAGCUUCAUCGACGAGAUCCUGAAGCACCUACUCCGAGCGCCGGAACUACUCGUCAAAAUGAAGAUGUCGCUGUUGUACCACCCUCAAAAAUGACACAGCAAGCUGCAAGUCCUACCACUGGUGCAGAUACUUCUAAAAUUGCACCAUUCGCCGGUGCUAGACAUAAUAAGAAAAAUCUAUUCAAGAAAAGAACCACACAAAUUUAUUUGGCCGAUGAUAGACAAAGGCAGCUUAAAGCUGAAGAACGUUUACCAUGGGUAUUAGAGGACUAUGAUGGUACACAUACAUGGGUUGGCCAUUUCGAAGAAACUGAUGCAAAAUAUGGAUUCUUAAUAAAAGAUAAAACAGAUGAGAAUAAGCUUAAAUUCCUUCCAUCACAUCGGUGGUAUACAUUCCGUCCACAAAUUAAGUACAAGACUCUUACUAUCGAAGAAGCAGAAGAAGAGAUGGCAAGAGCUAAAAAGAGAGAUAAUGAUCGAUGGAUGAUGCGAAGGUGGGGUAAACAAAAUGAAAAAGAGAAAAAACUAGCCGAAGAAGAAGGCGGCAUUAUUAAUCUCAAGUCAACAUUGAGGACUGUCGAGAAUGAAGAUGAUUUAUUCGGUUCCGAUGACGAAGGAAAUGUCAAAAGACCAAGAAGAGGGAUUCAAAGCGAGGAAGAGAUGGAAUACGAGCAAGUUUUUGAAGAUGAUGAAGAAGAAUUGCCAGAUGAUGCUAAUCCUAUUGAUGAAGAAAACGCAGAAGUCGUCAAGUUAAAAAAAAGAGCCAUCCACAAACCUACGUCUCUUGAGGAUGAAGAUGAAGACGAAGAUUCUUCUCUUAAAUUAACUCAGGAAGGAAUGCAGUUAAAGAAGUUGGUCAGAAAGUUCGAUGACAAUGAAGCUUACGACGAUAGUGAUCAGGAAUCGAAUCCUUAUGCCAGUGAAUUUGAUGAAUCUGAAGAAGAAUCAAGUUCAGAAUCUCCUGCGAGAACUCCAGUUAUUGGAGCUGCUGGUAAUAAGCCCACUCCGACCGUGAAGACCGAUAAAAGCAAAUCACCUGCUAAACCUAAGACAGCCACCAAAAGUACAGCUAAAUUGUCGACUAGUGAAGAAACAUCUUCGAAAACCAGAUUUAAAAGUAGUGAUAAACCUGUUGUGAAUCAAAUUUCUGGAUCCAUGCCACAAAGAAUAUCUCUCGGGAAGAGAUCAACUAUGUAUGAACCUUCAUCUGAUGAUGAUAGGCCCACAACUCAUAAACGGUUUAGACAAAAUGAAACUGCUAUAUCUUCAACUAGUACUUCAAAUACUAUAAGUAGAGCAGCAAGUAUGAACGUUUCUUCUAAUGUUCGUACAACAACUGGCGACAUUAAACGAGUUCGUGAAGUUAAGGAACCUAUGUCUUCCACAGGUAAGAAAGCCCGAACUGAAAAACCAAUUUCUGGUUCUCAAGCAGCGGCUCAAAGUGCUGCUCUUUCUAGCAUCUCACGUGCAGACUCCAAUAGAUUGAUCUCCGAACGAGAAGUUCGGCAAAUAAUCAGCAAGAAUCGCGAACUUACAGUUCCCACAAUUAUCAGAGCGUUCCGUAAGCGAAUCCAGGAGGAUGCACGUAAUCGGGAUCUUCUUCUCGAGAUCACAAAGAACGUAGCUAUUCUUAAGGAUGGUUGCCUAGUCUUGAAAGAUAAGUGGGGGAAUAAAAUGUAA